AUGGCUCCCAAGAACCAGGCCGCCUGGAUUCCCGCCAAAAAGGUCAUCCCUUUCAAGGUUGGCGACGCGCCCUACACGAAGCCGGGUUCUGGCCAGGUGGUCGUCCGGAACACAGCCGUGGCCAUCAACCCGUUCGACUGGGUGUUGCAGUAUAUUGGACCGGCGCUCGCGCGAUACAUCCAGUACCCCUUCAUCUUCGGUACAGAUGUUGCCGGCGAAGUCGUCGAGGUCGGCCCCGAUGUUGAGCGUUUCCGCGUUGGUGAUCGCGUCUGUGGCAGCGCAACGGCCAUAGCCAAGGAGGUCAAUCGCGCGGCCGAAGGGGGCUUCCAGCUGUACACAGUGAUGCGCCAGCACAUGUUGACGCCCAUUCCCGCACACAUCACCGACGAGCAGGCAUGUGUCUUGGGUCUGGGGCUGGGAACUGCCGCAUACGGCCUCUUCCACCCGGACUAUCUGGGCCUGGACUUGCCCAAGAUCCCCGCGCCUACUGGCGUUGUCGGCAAGUCUGGCAAGCCGCGCGCCAUCAUCAUCACCGGCGGCGCGUCGAGUGUCGGCAGCAACGCCGUGCAGCUGGCCGUGUCGGCGGGCUACGAAGUGCUGUCCACCUCGUCGCCCAAGAACUUUGAAUACGUCAAGAGCCUCGGGGCGAGCCAUGUGUUUGACUACCGGAGCAAAACCCUGAUCAAGGACCUCCUCGGCGCGCUCAAGGGCCGCGAGCUGGUCGGCGCCUACACCAUUGGCGACGGUGCCGUCCAGGCAUGCACCGCUGUGAUGACGAAACACCCUUCCAACCUCACUCGGAAGUUCAUCGCCGUGGCCGGUGCCAUCAUCCCGGCCGAGAAGCUCACGUCGUUUGUGGGCAAGGGCACGUACUUGAUGAGCAUGAUGGGCGGCAUGAUCAAGUCCAAGGGGAGGCACAUGAGGACCGGAGUUGAGGCCAAAUUCAUCAUGGUCGAUGGCCUCGUCGACCCCAAGAGUGUCGUGUCUCGCAUCUACAAGGAGUUCCUGCCGCAGGCGCUUGAGAGUGGCCAGUUUGUGCCCGCGCCUCCGCCGCAGGUGGUGGGCAAGGGUUUGGACAAGAUCCAAGAUGCGUUGGAUAUCCAGAGGAAGGGAGUCUCGGGAAAGAAGCUUGUCGUGACGCUGUGA
This is a messenger RNA of Aspergillus terreus NIH2624, 1146 nucleotides long. RefSeq names its product zinc-binding alcohol dehydrogenase family protein. The transcript has a single exon. Bases 1 to 1146 code for a protein of 381 amino acids. The record is from RefSeq and is a predicted model, not a curated record. Lineage: Eukaryota; Fungi; Ascomycota; Eurotiomycetes; Eurotiales; Aspergillaceae. Gene Ontology annotation, molecular function: oxidoreductase activity, acting on NAD(P)H.